Molecule: messenger RNA, 1044 nt
Organism: Lodderomyces parapsilosis
Lineage: Eukaryota; Fungi; Ascomycota; Pichiomycetes; Serinales; Debaryomycetaceae
Exons: 1
Coding region: 1-1044 (347 amino acids)
Source: RefSeq, a predicted model, not a curated record
AUGAAGGGCAGAGAGCUCCAACUACGAGACCUACCCCUAGAGCUCAUCCUUCAAGUGCUCCCAUUCGAAGAGUGUUUACUCAACCAGCAAUCGGACGUGUCGAUACCAUGGCUCAAUUACAUGGAUUACAAAAGAUGCUAUCGCCUAUUAGGUGAAAGUGGGAUUGGAAACGCACGAUGUGGACAUAAAUUUGACUUGGAGAUGAAAUAUGGCAAGUUGAUCUAUAUAAAUUUUGGCAAAUUCAUAGAUGCAAAGUACUUGAAAAAAUACAUCAUCUUUGACGCCAACGCGAUUAACGACAUCAUAUUCGACUACCCGGACUUGGUGAGAUGUUUAAAAGUUUGGACGGGAAAUUUGGAUCAUGAUACAUAUUUGUGGCUAGAUUUUGUCAAUAUCCAAAGUUGCAGUUCAAAGCAGUUACAUGAUGUUAUGUUCACUGACAGCACACAAAUAGAGCCUGACGCAGCCCUUGGUUUGGACUGCUUGGUGACUCGCUCAUGCUGUGGUUCAGACAUAAAAUCGGUUCUGCUCAUUUCUAAUUUGAGAUACGAAUUUCUACGCAAUUUGAAGCAUGUGGAGAUGGAUAUGGCAUUAGAAAGCUUUACUGUCCUCAGGAAGAAGUUGAAUGAGUCCAUGACUGAGUGCCACAAAAUUGCUCCAAAGUCGCUACAUAUAUAUUUAAAAUUGGAAAAAGAUCAAGCCCAUCCCCAAAUUUUUCCUAUAGAGUGGAUCACUAGUAUAUUCAACUUACAAUCGGUAGAAGAGUUUUCACUCCAUUAUUACAAAAAGUGCACCUCCCUUGCGUACAUGAGUGACUGGAUUGAGAAGAUGCCACAUUUGAAAUCACUAAACUUGGGAUUUGGAAAGUUGAACUUUGCACAGAUUCCUCGUCAGCUUGAAGAUGCUCAUCAUAAUAGCAAAACUAACAUUCAGGUGAAGGUCGAUAAAAAAUACUUCAAUUCCAUACAACACAAAUACAAUCGGUGCUAUUGGCAGGAAAGGAAGUUUAGAGAUUGCGUUAUUGUUUGUAGAACAGGUCACUAG